UUCCUCUGAGAAAGCCCUGACCAGGGCUGAUAAAGUCUUUCUUCACAAGACCCUAGAGGCCUUUUUAAAAAGUGCUUGAAAAAGAAGACAAAGGAGCGCUGGAGUUGAGGGUUUUCCAGUCUGUGUCUGGUGGUUGGUCCUGAGAGAUGCCUCUGUUCCUGCUGAUCUACCUCUCCGUCGUGGUCACCUCGGUGUCAUUGACAGCCCUAGAUCCUUGUUCUGCUUACAUCAGUCUGAACGAGCCCUGGAGGAACACUGACCACCAGUUUGAUGAGUCCCAAGGUCCUCCUCUCUGUGACAACCACAUGGAUGGAGAGUGGUACCGCUUCACAGGCAUGGCAGGAGAUGCCAUGCCCACCUUCUGCAUCCCAGAAAACCACUGCGGAACCCAUGCACCUGUCUGGCUCAAUGGCAGCCACCCCCUAGAAGGUGAUGGCAUUGUGCAACGCCAGGCCUGCGCUAGCUUCAAUGGAAACUGCUGCCUCUGGAACACCACGGUGGAGGUCAAGGCCUGCCCUGGAGGCUACUAUGUGUAUCGUCUGAGCAAGCCAAGCGUCUGCUUCCACGUCUACUGUGGUCAUUUUUAUGACAUCUGUGAUGAGGACUGUCACGGCAGCUGCUUGGAAACCAGUGAGUGCAAAUGCUCUCCAGGAACUGUGCUGGGCCCCGACAGGCAGACGUGCCUCGAUGAAAAUGAAUGUGAUCGAAACAAUGGUGGCUGCAGUGAGAUCUGUGUGAACCUGAAAAACUCCUACCGCUGUGAGUGUGGGGUUGGCCGUGUACUAAGAAGUGACGGCAAGACUUGUGAAGUCCCUGUGUUGUGCAAGUCAAACACCAUUGAAGUGAGUGUCCCCAGGGAGCUGGUUGGCGGCCUGGAGCUCUUCCUGACCAACGCAUCCUGCCGAGGAGUGUCCAAUGGCACCCACGUCAACAUCCUCUUCUCCCUCAAGACAUGUGGUACAGUGGUGGAUGUGGUGAAUGACAAGAUCGUGGCCAGCAACCUGGUGACAGGUCUGCCCAAGCAGACCCCGGGGAGCAGCGGGGACGUCAUCAUCCGAACCAGCAAGCUGCUGGUCCCGGUGACCUGCGAGUUCCCGCGCCUCUACACCAUCUCCGAGGGCUACGUGCCCAACCUCCGAAACUCGCCGCUGGAAAUCAGGGGCCGAAACCACGGGGUCUUCCCGUUCACGCUGGAGAUCUUCAAGGACCGUGAGUUCGAGGAGCCCUACCGGGAAGCGCUGCCCACCCUCAAGCUGCGCGACUCCCUCUACUUCGGCAUCGAGCCGCUGGUGCACGUGAGCGGCCUGGAGAGCCUGGUGGAAAGCUGCUUUGCCACGCCCACGGCCAAGGUCGACGAGGUGCUCAAGUACUACCUCAUCCGAGACGGCUGUGUUUCAGAUGACUCGGUAAAGCAGUACACAUCCCGGGAUCACCUCGCGAAGCAUUUCCAAGUCCCAGUCUUCAAGUUUGUGGGCAAAGACCACAAGGAAGUGUUUCUGCACUGCCGGGUUCUGGUCUGUGGGAUGCUGGACCAGCACUCCCGCUGUGCCCAGGGUUGCCACCGGCGGAUGCGUCGUGAGGCAGAAGAAGAGGACUCAGCUGGUCUACAGAGCGAGACACUGACGGGCGGCCCGAUCAGCAUCGACUGGGAGGACUAGUUCAUUGGCACACCUGCAGUGCCCUGGCGCGCCCCCCCCCCAACACUUUGGGCUGUUGUCCCCUUUGGAGCUCCUCCCCACAGCCUCUGAGAACAUCAGCCAGCCUCCUGGAGCGCCUCACCUCUUUAAACUCUCCCAGAACUGACUCACUCUGAUUCCUGUCCACCGGGUUAGCACAGGUCACUGCACCGCUGGACAACGUGGCCUGGGUGGGGUUUCACCCUCCCAAAGUGAAAGCUAAGCUGUUACCCAGCAGGAAGUUUAUCCCUUUUCCCUUGUUUCUUUUCUACAAUUAAAUACCUCGUGUAUGAUGCAUUAGGAUCGCUAAAUCAGAAAUUGGGUAUAGUAUUUCAAGUUAGAAACCUUAAAAAAUUCGUUACUAAAUUAUGACUUAAAUACUUAAUGACUCAUUAAAUAUGUGAAUAAUCAUUAUGCCCUGAAAUUUGUUUGAAAACAGACUAGUUCUAAGUGAUUUUAAAAGUGUAAAAGAGUGUGCAGUUAAAACAUUCCAAUUUUGUUUUUCUCUUGCAUAAUUUCUUUUGAUAUUUUUAUAUUGCCUUAAGUGAAAUAGUUUCACUUAAUAAUAUGAAUAAAUUGAUUGACAUGUAUUUAAAUGUUUC
Messenger RNA from Nycticebus coucang (slow loris), 2278 nucleotides. It is a transcript of the gene OIT3, whose product is annotated as oncoprotein induced transcript 3. The record is from RefSeq and is a predicted model, not a curated record. Gene Ontology annotation, molecular function: calcium ion binding. Lineage: Eukaryota; Metazoa; Chordata; Mammalia; Primates; Lorisidae. The coding region runs from base 147 to 1658 and encodes 503 amino acids. The transcript is spliced from 8 exons.